AUGGCACUAAAGCAUAUCUCCGUUGUUAUUGGUCCGACGUGUGAGGUAUCAUCGGAAAGGGGAGGAGCAAAUAUAGCAUCAUUUAUUUGUGGAAUCGCCUUUGGAUGGACCUCGCCAGAAAUUCCACAACUGAAAAAUGAAACUACAACGCCACUGGAUAGUAUCAUAUCUGACUCGGAAGAAGGAUGGAUUGGUGCAUUUUUACCAUUAGCGGCUGCAGUUGGACCAGUUGGUGCAGGCAUUCUCGCUGAUUCAAUUGGUAGAAAGUGGACUAUUCUGAUUGGAAACGUACCUUUUCUUCUGGCAUUCAUUCUAAACGUUGUUGCGAAUUCCGUAUAUUUCUUCUACAUUUCGAGAUUUUUAUGUGGUUUGGGAGUCGGUAUUAUCUUCACAGUACUUCCCAUGUACAUUGGAGAAAUAUCUGAUGAUGGAUCUAGAGGAGUAUUAGGUUCUUUAAUGCAACUUUUUUGUGUAGUAGGAUUAUUAUUUUCCUAUGCACUUGGACCAUUUCUGUCAAUUAAAAUAUUUAACGCUAUACUUAUAAUUCCUCCAGCCAUGUUUUUGAUUCUAUUCUCAGUAUUUAUACCAGAUAGUCCCAACUUUCUACUGCAAAAGAAAAGAAUGUCCGAUGCUGUACAGGCUCUUAUGAAAUUUAGAGGACGAGAACUAUCAUUUGCCCAAAAAGAAGUUGAAGUAAUCAACACACAACUAGAAGAAGAUUUGAAAAGUAAAGGCACUUUUAAACUUAUCUUCAGAUCACCCGGACUUAGAAAGGCUUUGACCAUAUCUUUAACUUUAAUUGGAGCACAACAAUUAUCUGGAAUUACAUGGGUAUCGUUCAGGUACUGUACAACCCCACUUCUUGUAGACAGAUGCGGAAAACGACUUUUACUCAUGGUCUCAGGAUUAGGAAUGGCUAUAGCACAUAGUAUUCUAGCUUUCUUCUUUUAUUUAAAAAAUGAUCAACAUGCAGAUUUGUCAAGCUUAGGUUGGCUGCCGAUUUUAAGUAUCGUAGUAUUUAUUAUAACAUACUGUUUGGGUUUUGGACCCUUACCUUGGGCAGCCAUGGGCGAGAUCUUUCCAGGAAACGUAAAAUCCAUAGCAUCGUCAGCGACAGCUUCAUUCUGUUGGAUACUUGGAUUUUUCUUAACCAACUAUUUUGGAGCUGUGACAAAGGUGAUGGGACAAUCUGCAUCUUUUGGAUUAUUUGGCAUUUGCUGUGUGAUGGCUGCUGCCUACGUUUUCAAGUUCGUUCCAGAAACAACAGGAAAAAAUGUUAGUGAAAUACAAUGUCUUCUAGAUGGAAGUAUAAAAAAAAGUUUAGAAUUAAUAUAAACUCUUAUUUCAAGUGUUUAUAGCAGUAAUGUGAUAAUAUUUAUAUUUUUUGUAUUUUUUUAAUAAAAUAUUGUUUUCUUAGA
Diabrotica virgifera virgifera (western corn rootworm) is the source of this 1418-nucleotide messenger RNA. Its product is annotated as facilitated trehalose transporter Tret1-2 homolog. The coding region runs from base 1 to 1335 and encodes 444 amino acids. Gene Ontology annotation, cellular component: membrane. The transcript has 3 exons. The record is from RefSeq and is a predicted model, not a curated record. Gene Ontology annotation, biological process: transmembrane transport. NCBI's taxonomy places the organism in Eukaryota, Metazoa, Arthropoda, Insecta, Coleoptera, Chrysomelidae. Gene Ontology annotation, molecular function: transmembrane transporter activity.